GGUAGUUGUAUUGUCACGCUGCAGACGAGCAUAAAUUACAUCCAGCUAGCUUGAUUACACAGAUAUGACUUCAUGUUUACUCUAGUUUAAUGUUAUAUUAAUAUCCAAAAUCACAGAGUCACAGUAAGUUUUGUUUAGCGCCUGAUUUUUGUUUAUUCUUCCUAAACUUGCCGCUGUUUGAAUGGCAGAGGAGAUGUCAUCCUGGACACAUGGAGCUGGAGUCUUCCUGGAGCUGAGGAAAAGGCUUCAGAGUGGACUUCUUAUUGUCAGGAAAGAUGUGGCUGGAAGUCCUCCUGAUGUGGUUGUGUCAGGCGGAGAUUCUUCUCUAAACGUCCGGACUCCCAGAGGUGAGCUGAGCCUGACUUUGCCAGCAGGUGUCAACUUGGAGCAGGGAUCCUGCAUUCAGACGCCUGCGGGGGAAUCCAGUGAAGACGAGCUGCACUUCAGGCUGCGUAUAAAUAUUGGGCGAGGCACAGCUGAAGAGGCUUCUGACAGCGGGAUGGAGACGCUCCGGCCUAAAGAGACUUAUUGCUUCUGCUGCCAGGGCUGCAUGAGCAGGCUGCUGGAGGACAGAGUGUUUAAACGAGUUCUUCCUCUCCCUAAUGGAAACUGGAACGCCAUCGUGGACGACUGGUGCUGCCACCCGGAUCCGUUCGCUAACAGGAAGCUGCUGCCCCGAGCAGAGGACUGUUUACUGGGUGACACCUUCGUCCUCCUCGUCCGAGAUGGCAGCUGUGAACAGACUCUGACCGAGGAAGUGAGUCCUGUUGGCACAGAGGACAGACAAGAUCCAAAGAAAACCUGCCGCCGACUGGCACUCGUCUCCUGUGCGAGUUGUUCUUCAGUGCUGGGAGAGGCUGUCACAAAAGAGACCCUGAAACUGUACAUCACACAGGUGGUGGUGGAGCCUGCCAUGGGAGACAGAAAACCAGAAGCUUCACUCAGCAGAUCUCUCUUCCUGGAGAGGACAGUAGCAGCCAGACUGCUGGAGCUGUCCAACUCACUGAGCACCUUCCACUUCUCAGUUCAGACUCCUGAUGGAAAAAACUUCUUACUGCUCUGGCUGCUGAACAGCGACUCCAUCACUGUGUCGGUCCCAGAGGCGUGUUUGGGGGUUGAGAGGUCCAUCAGCUCCCCGGCUCUUCACAGUCCAUCACCCAGAGCUGCCAGAGCCCUGAAACUUCUCUACGUCUCCUGCUCCGAUGCAGGCCUCCAGCAGAGAGAGGUUGUUGCUAGCUGGGAGGUCAAUGCCUUAGGACAUCCUGUGGUGCUGCCGCUGACGGUGUGUGAGGAGCUGCUGCAGGUGAUAGAUGACAGCAACGCCACGCUCCCUGCGUCCAUGCGUUGCAUGACGUCCUAUGAGGUGGCGUAUCUGAGGCUGUGAGGUCACAGCAGAGAAUCCAGGCGCUCAACUCCAUCCGUCGCUUUUUAUAAGGAAUCAGAGAGCACCUGGGACAGCUGAGAGCGGAGCCUCUGAACAUGUACAUGCACUGUUUCUGUAAGUUAAGGUACCAUCCUGCACAGAUUAGUAUGAGAAUGGAGUUUAACUGCAGAGGAAAUGCAGCGAGCGUGUGAGAGCUUGUCCAGCAUGUCAAGUCGUAGUUUCUGGUUGUCUGUUAAAAUGUUUGGUGGUGUGUCAUCACUUGCAAACAGAUUUGUGUUGAAACAGGAUGCUGCCAGGUUACGAAAGAUCCAGUAGAUGUAAAAUAAGAACACUGGAGCUCUUUUCUCAUGGAAUAGGUUUCUUUUUCGUUAAUAUUUUCCCAUGCUUGUAUAAUUAUCCCAAACUGUAUUAGAAUCAUUCAUAAUCCAGUAUCACAAGUGGUAUAUUUGUCCGUUUCUUUUUGUACCUUUUUCAACACAAUUAAACAGUUGUGUUUUCUAAAGAA
This is a messenger RNA of Acanthochromis polyacanthus (spiny chromis), 1889 nucleotides long. It is a transcript of the gene ube3d, whose product is annotated as ubiquitin protein ligase E3D. Gene Ontology annotation, molecular function: ubiquitin conjugating enzyme binding; cyclin binding; ubiquitin protein ligase activity. The coding region runs from base 182 to 1384 and encodes 400 amino acids. Gene Ontology annotation, cellular component: cytosol; ubiquitin ligase complex; nucleus. The record is from RefSeq and is a predicted model, not a curated record. Lineage: Eukaryota; Metazoa; Chordata; Actinopteri; Pomacentridae. The transcript is spliced from 10 exons. Gene Ontology annotation, biological process: proteasome-mediated ubiquitin-dependent protein catabolic process; protein polyubiquitination; protein monoubiquitination.